AUGGCAUCUGGUAUUUUCCUCCUGCUGCUCUUGGGGGCUCUGGCUCUUUCGCAGACAUGGGCGGGCACCCACUCCCUGAGGUAUUUCCGCACCGCCGUGUCCCGGCCCGGCCUCGAGGAGCCCCACUUAUUCAUCGUCGGCUACGUGGACGACACGCAGAUAGUACGAUUUGACAGCGACGCCAAGAAUCCAAAGAUGGAGCCGCGGGCGCCGUGGAUGAAGCUGGAGGGGCCGCAGUAUUGGGACCAGGAGACACGGUACGCCAAGAGUCGCGUACAGAGUCACCGUGUGUGCCUCCGCAACCUGCGCGGCUACUACAACCAGAGCGAGGCUGGACCAGACGGGCGCCUCCUCCGCGGCUACAGUCAGUACGCCUAUGAUGGCGUGGAUUACCUCGCUCUGAACGAGGAUCUGCGCUCAUGGACCGCAGCGGACAGUGCCGCUCAGAUCACCCAACGCAAGAUGGAAGAGGACCAUGUGGCAGAGAGCCAGAGGGCCUACCUGGAGGGCACCUGCCUGGAUUCGCUUCGCAGGUUCUUGGAGAAUGGGAGGGAGACGCUGCUGCGCACAGUGCCUCCAAAGACACAUGUGACCAGAUCCCACAUUUCUGAACAUGAGGUCAUAUUGAAGUGCUGGGCCCUGGGCUUCUAUCCAGCGGAGAUCACCAUAAUCUGGCAGCGGAAUGGGGAGGACCAGACCCAGGACAUGGACUUCGUGGAGACCAGGCCAGCAGGAGAUGGGAGCUACCAAAAGUGGGCAGCUGUGGUGGUGCCUUCUGGAGAGGAGCAGAGAUAUACAUGUCGCAUGCAGCAUGAAGGACUGCCCGAGCCCCUCACCCUGAGAUGGGAACUGCCCACCACCUCCAAUAUGGGAAUCAUUGGCCUGGUUCUUCUUGGAGCUGUGGUCCUUGUAGCUGUGGUGUCUGGAGCUGUGAGGUGGAGAAGGAAGAUCACAGAUAGAGGUGGGGAUGUGAAUGAUGCCAAGGGUUCUGAUUUGUCUCUCAUUCCUUCUAAAGGCAAAGAUGAAAACCAGGAGAUGUCUGACUACUCAGAUGACUAUAGGGAGGUGGCACAGGACCUCUUUAAACUUCAUCAGCAAGCAGGAGCCCAGGGGGAGAGCUGCCUGGCAGAUGCGGAGAUCUGA
Molecule: messenger RNA, 1143 nt
Organism: Orycteropus afer afer
Lineage: Eukaryota; Metazoa; Chordata; Mammalia; Tubulidentata; Orycteropodidae
Source: RefSeq, a predicted model, not a curated record